This is a messenger RNA of Micropterus dolomieu (smallmouth bass), 2040 nucleotides long. RefSeq names its product multiple epidermal growth factor-like domains protein 10. Gene Ontology annotation, cellular component: membrane. NCBI's taxonomy places the organism in Eukaryota, Metazoa, Chordata, Actinopteri, Centrarchiformes, Centrarchidae. The record is from RefSeq and is a predicted model, not a curated record. The transcript has 7 exons. The coding region runs from base 45 to 1010 and encodes 321 amino acids.
CUCCUGGUUCAUUCGGUUAUGGCUGCCGUCAGGUAUGUGACUGUAUGAAUAACUCCACGUGUGAUCACAUGACUGGUACAUGUUACUGCAACCCAGGCUGGAAGGGAUCUCGCUGUGACCAAGCUGGUGUGGUGGUGGGCAGCCUCAACAGUUUGACCAGUACAGCCAUGCAGGUGGACACCUACCAGAUGGGAGCUAUAGCAGGAAUCAUUGUCCUGGUGCUGCUGGUGCUCUUUCUCCUCCUCCUCUUAAUCAUCUACAGGAAGAAGCAAAAAGGCAAAGAGCCCACCAUGCCAGCUGUAACCUACACUCCUGCUAUGAGGGUCACUGCUGAUUACACCAUCGCAGAUGCUCACCCACCAACCUGCGAGGCCCACCCGAGCAACUACUUCUCCAACCCCAGCUACCAUACUCUCACCCAAUGCAUCAGCCCCUCACAUGUUAACAAUGGUCCAUAUGGAAAGGCCAAGGGCAACCAACUGUUUGUGAAUUUGAAGAAUGUGGAUCAGAGAAAAAGGGAGCCUCUAGCUGAUCACACUGGCACACUGCCUGCAGACUGGAAACAAGGGGACUGCUUCAAUGAACUGGGAGCCUACGGCGAUGACAGGAGACACACUGGGAAAUCUUUACGAGAUCUGGUGAAGGGCACGCUUUAUCAUUCCAGCUCCUGUUCCCUCAACAGCUCUGAAAACCCAUAUGCCACAAUAAAAGACCCUCCCCUGCUGACAGCCAAAAACACAGAGUGUGGCUACGUGGAAAUGAAGUCACCUGCCAGACGAGAUUCACCAUACGCUGAGAUCAGCAACAGUGGCUCGACCAACAACCGGAAUGUCUAUGAAGUUGAGCCUACUGUAAGCACCAUCCAGCCAAAUGGAGACGGCAAUGGCCAUGGACAGUUUUGUCAAGAUCCGUACGAUCUACCAAAAAACAGCCACAUCCCCUGUCACUACGACCUCCUGCCAGCCAGAGAAAGUCCAUCCUCAGACCACAAGGAGCUAGACAGCGAAUGAUGGCACAGAUGGCACAUGAGGCCAGAUCUGACCUCCAGUCUGCAGCGCCAGCAUUGGAUGUUCCACGAACAGAUACUUUAUACCCACAACACACUUGUUUUCUUACUCUUAUACACUGAUAAUGACGUCUUUCUGAACAAAAUUGGCAUAUAGGAGGUGCUAUUAAGGUACAGCUGAUAUUUUUACAGCUACAAUUUGUAAACUGCAACUAAGUCUUCAUUGGUCAUUCCACAUGUCUGGGAGGUAAGGUCUUUCUGCCUGUUCUACAUAGCCUCAGUCAAAGGUGGGCUGAAAAGCCUGCUCUCAUAGCUUUCUUCUAACUCCCUCCCAAUCUCUCUCCAACUCUGUGUCUUAUGCAUGUCUUAAGCCUCAAGGUGACAAAUCGUGCAAAUGGCGAUAACACACACAUUCAGAUGGAGGUUAAGCACUUGUGAUGUUCACCUUUCCGUAGCUUUGCACACCUGGCCCAUCACUGCGUGAAAGUGAGCAAUAUGCAGCCCACCCAAUCCCAUAGUCAGAAAAGUGGUUCCAGAGCUUCCAGUACUUUGUUUCAAGCAUACUAAAGCCUUUCCAACAGGGCUACAGAGUGCGCACUGGUGCAACUAACAUUUCGCAGGACAAUUACUGUCAGCCGCAGCUCUGUCUGUGUGUCUCUCAUUUCCCUAAUUUGGCCUCCGCCUGUGACCCAGAAAUCUGUCUCAGCGCACCAUAUAGAAGGACAUCUCAAUUCCCUAAAUGCACCUCGAGGAUCGAGUAAUGAGAAGGCUUGCUGGAGGAGCUAUAAGCGAGGAUACACUGGUGUAUCCUUUGCGGAAGUGUUUUCGUCGACGUUUAAAAGACGCGUGACAUGCAGCUGGACUAUACAACCAACCCAUGGCCGGAGCAGGACUCUACAGUGUUCUUUUGUGUUCAUAAGUUGUGUUAGUUAUUUCAAAUGAUCAAAUGCGCUUCCCUUCAUCAUUUGUGUAGCGCCUCAUAAAGCGCUGUUAAAACUGCAUUCCUGAUGUCAGUUCACUUUGAAAUCACUGAU